UUUCCCACUUCUUGUCACUUCUCCUGCCUGCAUUUGUAAACGGAUACUCGGAUGCUUCGCUCUUAAAGGGCCGAGGGAAGCCACCCACUCCCUCUCCAGCUACUACAGUCCACUGCUAGCAUCAGAUGAUUUUAAGUUCUCCGGGCUUAGAAGGAGGCUCAACACUACAACUAUGCGCUCCAUCAGGGUUGUACCAGGAGUCCUGCAGCCUCGUGAGAUUCAGCACCAGUGGAGAAAAGGAGCCGGACGUCACCAUUUGGAGAUGCCACUUUCCAUGUGCUUUAGCCGAGCCAGAUACUCGGCUCAAGGCAGGGAGGCACUCAUGAAUGGCCGUCACCAACAGCUGCAGCUUACAGACCAGGAUCUGUCAGAGAAUGGGAUGCUGCCGCGUCUUGGUGACCUUCUGUUCUACACAGUAGCUGAGGGACAGGAAUGUGUCUCCAUUCACAAAUUCACCAGUGCCUUGCAGGGUACUGGCCUUUGGACCUCAGAUCCACGCCUUCGUGACUGCAUGAGUCUGAUGUGGAAGGCAGCGCAGGAGCCCAGCACCGGAGGAAUGCUGGACCGAGACCUUUUCCGGAGGUGUGUGAGCAGCAAUAUUGUCCUGCUAACCCAGGCCUUUCGGAAGAAAUUUGUCAUCCCUGACUUCCAGGCGUUCACGACUCACAUGGACCAAAUCUUUGAGAGCACCAAAGGACUUGUGGAUGGCAAGGUGGCGAACUACAUCCCACAGCUGGCAAAGUGCAACCCAGACAUCUGGGGUGUAUCACUUUGCACAGUAGAUGGACAACGGCAUUCCAUGGGCCACACCAAGACCCCCUUCUGUCUGCAGUCUUGUGUCAAGCCCCUGAAAUACGCUGUUGCUGUCAGUGAGCUGGGUACAGAACGGGUGCAUAAGUAUGUGGGCAAAGAACCCAGCGGCCUGCGUUAUGACAAACUCUCUCUGAAUGAGGAAGGGAUUCCCCACAAUCCUAUGGUGAAUGCAGGGGCCAUCAUCAUCAGCUCUCUCAUCAAGAUGGGCCGCAAGAAAGCUGAGAAGUUUGACUACGUGUUGGAUUAUUUGAAAAAGAUGGCAGGACAUGAGUAUGUGGGAUUCAGCAAUACCACGUUCCAGUCAGAAAAGGAAACAGGAGACCGGAAUUAUGCCAUUGGGUACUAUCUCAAAGACAAAAAGUGUUUUCCUCAAGGUGUGGACAUGAUGGCAGCCCUUGACUUGUACUUCCAGCUGUGUUCUGUGGAAGUGACUUGUGAGUCUGGCAGUGUCAUGGCAGCCACAUUGGCUAAUGGUGGCAUCUGCCCUAUCACAGGCGAGUGUGUGCUGAGUGAUGAAGCUGUCCGCAACACCCUUAGCCUCAUGCACUCGUGUGGCAUGUACGACUUCUCAGGACAGUUUGCCUUUCAUGUUGGACUACCUGCCAAAUCUGCAGUCUCUGGGGCCAUCCUCCUGAUAGUGCCCAACGUCAUGGGAGUGAUGUGUCUAUCACCUCCUCUGGAUAAAGGUGGAAACAGCACACGAGGGAUUGGAUUUUGCCAGGAACUGGUCUCACUCUUCAACUUCCACAACUAUGACAACUUGCUGCACUGUACCCGCAAGAUGGAUCCGCGCCGUGAAGGAGAUGAAGUUAGAAACAAGACGGUUGUGAACCUGCUGUUUGCUGCCUAUAGUGGUGAUGUCUCUGCCCUCAGGAGAUUUGCUUUGUCGGCCAUGAACAUGGAACAGAAGGACUAUGACUCCCGCACAGCUCUACAUGUAGCUGCUGCUGAAGGACACCUAGAAGUUGUGAAGUUCCUGGUAGAGGCCUGUAGAGUUAACCCUUUUGUCAAAGACAGGUGGGGAAACAUUGCCUUGGAUGAUGCUAUCCAGUUUAACCACCUGGAGGUGGUGAAAUUGCUCAAAGAUUAUCAAGACACCUACGUACUGGGAGCCAGACAGGCUGAGGAAGCUGCUGAGGAUCUUUCCAAGGAGAACUUAGAAAGUAUGGUGUGAGCAUGGCACAAAAAGCCAAUUGGCUGCUAUACUAGCUGUAGUUUCACAGAUUUGACUAGAAUCUCUUGCUCUCAUUUCUGAAAGGAGACAGGCAUAACAAUACUUACUGAUUGUUAGGACUUGAACAAAGGGAGAAAGAAAGGGCAAAAGCAAGUCUCUUUUCAAGACUACUCUUUCCCUUUUGAGAAGUUUGUGGCCAUAUUCUCUAAGAUCUCCUUUGCAUGGGCCUCCCUCUAGGAAGUUCCAUAUACAAGUUCAGUACAUCAUUGACAGAAACUGAGCAAGUAACACAGAGAGAAGCCAGUGGGGCAACUCAGUUUUCAGAGCUACUAUUUCAGAUUGCCUGCAGGCUUAAGCAGGUGUUGAUAUACAGGCACAUCAUUUAUGGCCCAAGCAAGAAAAUGGAGAUCCAUGUUUUUAGCCAUGAGGAAAGUCCUGAGACAAUCUCUGUGGGCCUCAGUUUUCUAUAAUCUGUAAAGCAAAAAUGGAAAGCUUUGUCCUAGUUUUCCAGGUAAGCCUGAAUAUAGUAAACAAUGAAUAUAGUAAACAAUGUGAUACAGUUGCAUAAUAUGGUAAUGCAGAUAGACAAAAUUACAGAACAGGGAUGUGCAUGGAACUGCCGGGGGCCAGUUCAAAGGUGGAGGGGGAUAACUUUAAGGGCAGGGGAAGGUGCACUUACCCACCCUGC
Messenger RNA from Hemicordylus capensis (graceful crag lizard), 2675 nucleotides. RefSeq names its product glutaminase 2 (gene GLS2). Bases 173 to 1987 code for a protein of 604 amino acids. Gene Ontology annotation, biological process: L-glutamine catabolic process. The transcript is spliced from 18 exons. NCBI's taxonomy places the organism in Eukaryota, Metazoa, Chordata, Lepidosauria, Squamata, Cordylidae. Gene Ontology annotation, molecular function: protein binding; glutaminase activity. The record is from RefSeq and is a predicted model, not a curated record.